AUGCAAAAAUCUUUGGUAUUCUUCAUGGCUUUUGCUUUUGUCAUUUCUGCACAAGAAUCCACUCCACCACCAGCAGCUGCGGAAUCCACAACAGAAGUCGCCAGUGUAGUUCCCGCACUCACUCAAGAAGCCGUCGAUGCGGCUUCAGCUGCACCAUCAAACCAGAAGAACGACCAGGCCACUUUGGACGCGGUUCAACAAGCCGCGAGCAAUGCUGCAGAUGCCGCUGCUAAUGCCGCUUCGGAUGCUAAGGACGCUGUAGCUGAUGCUGCUGCUUCGGCUGGAGAAACCGCUUCAAAUGCUGGAGCUGCUGUUGCUGAUGCUGCUUCAAACGCGGCUGGUAAGUGAUUAGACUUUUCUUAAUUGGCCUGAGGGAAAGGAGGAGCAAUUUUGCAUUUUUUAGUAAUUGUAAGCGGUAGAACAGUUUCUAGAAUCAAAGAAAAAUAUAAAGUUUGUGUUAAGAGCUACUUUUGUAUCGAUGUUAAUUUAUAUAUUUUAGAAUCGGCCAAAGAAUCCGCUCAACAAGGUGCCGAUGCUGCCCAGAACUCUGCGACCGUUUUCUCAGCCAGCGUGAUUACUGUAUUUACCGCUUUCUUUCUCAGUUUUUAA
This is a messenger RNA of Bursaphelenchus okinawaensis, 609 nucleotides long. NCBI's taxonomy places the organism in Eukaryota, Metazoa, Nematoda, Chromadorea, Rhabditida, Aphelenchoididae. The record is from the annotation of a GenBank genome assembly.